Auanema sp. JU1783 is the source of this 1140-nucleotide messenger RNA. The record is from the annotation of a GenBank genome assembly. NCBI's taxonomy places the organism in Eukaryota, Metazoa, Nematoda, Chromadorea, Rhabditida, Rhabditidae.
AUGAGUUCAACUACCAACGAGACGAACGAAAUGACUCCCAACGUUGCCGAAGAAAAAGACAGCGAAUAUGAAAAUACAGGUGACUAUUCUUGGACAUUCAUUCAUAAUCAACAGGAAGAGAAAAUACCUAUUAUGGGAUAUGGGAAUGUACCAAUACCCUCUCAGCAUAAUAUAAAUUUAUUAGGACAAGACCGUUCGAUAUCUAUUCGAUGUAUAACAUGGAAUAUCAACGACAAAAAUGUCAAAAUAUUAUCAAAAUUAACUGAACAGCUGAGCAAAGUAUCAAAUGAACAGUUCGGAGAUAUCGUAUGCAUAGUUUUACAAGAAAUUCCACCUUCUUCUACACGAUUUCAUGAAGAAGCAUUGAAGCUUCUUAAUGAAUCUCUACCGAAAUCACACUGUCUAUUCUUUUCUAAUCGUUCAUGGAGUCAAAUGAUGGUGAUGUACAUGAACAAAGCUCAUCUACGAUAUGCUACAGAACCAAAAAUCAAAUUCGUAGCUUCAGCACCAAUACCCAAACCUUUAAGAACAAAAGGAGGAAUCGGUGUUUGCUUUCGUUUGUAUCAACGAUGGAUUGUUGUGAUUGGAUGCCAUUUAUCCCAUGGCAGCAUGCAAAAUCGCAUUCAAGACUACGGAAAAAUUGUGAAAAACUUGAAGUUUCCCAACUUACAACAAUUCUCUGGAAUGGAAAGCGUUUUGGCUGCUGACGCAGUCAUAUGGAUGGGAGAUUUGAACUUUCGAGUUCAUACUGAUCUCGGUUUGAAUUGGAAACAGAAAGAAGCAAACAAUCCAGAAGACAUAAGAAGAGUGAUGGAUUUCGAUGGGCUAACACAAUCAAGACAGAAAGCUCUAGCUUUUAUGGAGUUCGAAGAAGGAAACAUAUCCUUCCCGCCUACACACAAAUAUGAAUUAGGCUCAGACGAAUAUGUGAAGGAUCGCAUACCAUCGUACACUGAUCGUGUGCUAUACUAUUCGCAAAACGCUCUUUGGAUAAGUGUGAAGGAUUAUAAUACCAUUUCGGGACCAACACAAUCGGAUCAUCGACCCGUCUACUGUCUUUUAAAAAUUAAUGUGAUCAACAAUCCUGUCCCUCAAAGCAAUCGCGAUAACGCAGAAGCUAUAAUCCAACAGCCCAUUUGA